Molecule: messenger RNA, 726 nt
Organism: Leopardus geoffroyi (Geoffroy's cat)
Lineage: Eukaryota; Metazoa; Chordata; Mammalia; Carnivora; Felidae
Gene: MRPS16
Product: mitochondrial ribosomal protein S16
Exons: 3
Coding region: 203-610 (135 amino acids)
Biological process (GO): mitochondrial translation
Cellular component (GO): mitochondrial small ribosomal subunit; ribosome
Molecular function (GO): structural constituent of ribosome
Source: RefSeq, a predicted model, not a curated record
AGGCGGGGCGAGUGGACUCUGCUUCCGCCACCAGGGCGCUAGGGCUUGGGUCACGGACAGGUCACGCCCCAGGUUCUGCAGUGUGGACUUCGGUGUUCGUCCUUCGCCCUUCCCUAAGCCGUAGCGCUGAUCAGUGCGGACAGCGGGGCGCUGCGAGGCGCGGCACCUGGCGCCCUAAGUCGCGGCGCACGCCGGCUGCACCAUGGUCCAGCUCACUACUGUCCUUUGCAAGGCCUACCAUGGAGGCCACUUAACCAUCCGCCUUGCCUUGAGUGGCUGUACCAACCGGCCUUUCUACCGCAUUGUGGCUGCUCACAACAAGUGCCCUAGGGAUGGCCGUUUCGUGGAGCAGCUGGGCUCCUAUGAUCCAUUGCCCAACAGUCAUGGAGAGAAAAUCGUUGCUCUCAACCUGGACCGGAUCCGGCAUUGGAUCGGCUGUGGGGCUCACCUCUCUAAGCCUGUGGAGAAGCUUCUGGGUCUCUCUGGCUUCUUCCCUCUGCAUCCCAUGAUGAUCACAAAUGCUGAGAGGCUGCGAAGGAAACGGGCACGUGAAGUCCUCUUAGCAUCUCAGAAAACAGACACAGAAGCUACAGAAACGAAAACGAGCUGACUUCAGCUGAGCUUGAGCAGAGCAUUGGGAAUAAGGUUAAAGUUCUCUUAAAACACCUGUGCAGAGCACUUAGUUUUAUUAGCUUUGGAGGUCAAUAAAUGGAGUUUUCUAAGUCA